Sphenostylis stenocarpa is the source of this 1479-nucleotide messenger RNA. Lineage: Eukaryota; Viridiplantae; Streptophyta; Magnoliopsida; Fabales; Fabaceae. The record is from the annotation of a GenBank genome assembly.
AUGCUUUAUUUCCCCUUCAGAAACAAUUUUUCAGUUUACGCUUUCUGUAAACUGAAUUUGUUGGAUUUUCCCAACUCUCCCAAUCUGGGUACACUUGAAAACAGUUUGUGGGCUCUGAUUCAACACGGAGCAUUGAUGUCAUUUAUCUGUGGGCUUCCUAUCCUUGAGUGUGUUUAUUGUCUGGCCUGUGCUCGUUGGGCUUGGAAAAAAUGUCUGUACACUGCAGGCUAUGAGAGUGAAAAUUGGGGGCUGGCUACUGCACAAGAAUUUGAGCCUGUGCCUCGGAUCUGUCGGCUAAUCUUAGCUGUCUACGAAGAUGAUAUUCGUAACCCUCAAUGGGCUCCCCAAGGAGGUUAUGGCAUUAAUCCUGAUUGGGUUAUCUUGCGGAAGGACUACGGCCAUAACCAAGGCUUUGUUACUCCAUACAUGAUAUACCUUGAUCAUGAUCAUGCUGAAAUCAUACUGGCUGUUAGUGGACUCAAUUUAGGGAAGGAAAGUGAUUAUGUUGUUUUGCUUGAUAACAAGUUGGGACAGGCAGAAUUUCAUGGUGGUUAUGUUCAUAAUGGGUUGUUGAAGGCAGCUGGAUGGGUUUUUGACGCAGAAUAUGAGGUUCUCAGGAAGCUAGUGGCAGAAAAUCCAACUUAUAUGUUAAUAUUUACCGGGCAUUCUCUAGGGGCUGGGGUGGUGGCAUUGUUAACAAUGCUUGCAAUUCAUAAUCGAGACAAAUUGGGUAUACCAAGAAGCAAGAUAAGAUGCUUUGCUAUAGCUUCUCCUCGGUGCAUGUCUCUCAACUUGGCUGUAAGAUAUGCAGAUGUGAUCAAUUCCGUUGUACUUCAGGAUGAUUUUUUACCCCGGACAACCGCCGCUCUAGAAGAUGUCUUCAAAUCACUUUUAUGUUGGCCCUGUUUAUUGUGUAUAAUGUGCUUAAAGGAUACCUGCACACUGGAGGAGAAGAAGCUUAGAGAUCCAAGGCGUCUGUAUGCACCUGGUCGGCUCUAUCACAUUGUGGAGAGAAAGCCCUUUAGGAUAGGAAGAUUUCCACCUGUUGUUAGGACAGCAGUACCUGUUGAUGGGAGGUUUGAGCAUUUAGUUCUUUCUUGCAACGCAACAUCUGAUCAUGCCAUCAUUUGGAUAGAGAGAGAAUCCCGACGGGCUCUCAGUUUAAUGCGAGAUAAAGAUGAGCAUAUGGAGAUUCCAGCAAAGCAGAGGAUGGAGAGGCAUGAAUCCAUAGCUCGAGAACACAGUGAAGAGUACCAUGCAGCCCUUCAGAGGGCAGUUGCUUUGGAUAUUCCACAAGCAUACUCCCCUUCAUCAUACGGAACAUUUCAUGAAAUUGAUGUUGGAGAGGAUUCUGGAAGAUCAAGUCAAGGUUCCUCCUUGUCUCAUAAGAAACGAACACAAAGUUGGAAUGAUUUUGUUGGACGUUUGUUUGAUGUGGAUGAUUCAGGUCAUAUGGUGUUCAAAAAGACACCUCCAUGA